GGGUCCUUCGCCAUGCUUCACUAUCUGAUAUAUGUUAUAUGUUUCAUAUCGUCUACUGUAAAGGCUAGUGGUUGGGAUGAAUUUUCGGACAAUCUUGCUACAGACUUGGCACCGUUGAUCUCUCUCUUUGGGGGACGGCUUACAACACAGUUCCUUUCGGAGUCGGUUAGCCUUCUAGAUACCUUUAUCUUUGCUCUAGCUCCACUGGGGAUCCUAACGGCCACGGUCUCUGCCAUCCGAGUCUGCGGAAACUCCUCCCUUCGAGCAUUCAUCGGGAGAGCCCAGGAGGAUCCUGGGGAGGCAGAACAUGAGCUAUUGUCGUGUGUUUCGGAGACCACAGCGGAGUUAUUCAACAAUGGUGGCAUUUCCCGAGUUUUCGGAAGGCCCCGACUACUUGAGGUAGUGGCGUGGAAAGACAAAGACCCGGUAAGCAAAGAGGAUAGCUGGAAGACCGGGACUCUGCGUGAUGCUCUGCAGCAGGGCGCCUGGACCGCGAGGGAUGGAACCUGGAAUUUUCACGAGAAGGACUACUCGUUGCCGGAGCUUGAUAUACCGAAUCUGUCCCUGAAUAAGGGUACUGCGAGGAGGAGCCAGGGUUGGUUAUACUGUGCUGCUGUGUUGGGCUUUGUAUUGCAGAUAGGGGUGCUUGCGUAUUCUGCAGUAACUGUGCUUAUCUUUCCAGACGAGUUUAAAAAGGACGGACAGCCGGUGAAGGACUAUGCAUUGCCACUUUUUCUGAUUGGGACUGUUUCGCUCUGUACUGGGAUGUUCCUCUGUGCCUUCAUUGUUGAGCGCUCGUCGAGGGAAUUCUAUUUCCACCCUGUCAAGCCUAGCAAGAUUUACUGGCUGCAGCCCGGGGGGCAGAACAUUGGAGACCAAUUAUUCAGCUCUUUUCUCGGCGUCAACGAGGGACCUGGUUCUCAGCCGACCGAGGAUCUUAUAUAUAUCAAGUCGGUACGGGGCGACGCACUUGAGGGCAAAUGGAAUCUACUCUCCAUCACCGUAUCAAUUACAUUGGCAGGAUUUGUGGCCCAGUUCGUUGGUCUUCGAGGACUCCAUUCAUCUGUGACCCUAGCACAGAUGGGGUCCACGCUCAUGAUGGCUAUUGUUCGAACAUGCCUUCGCACCAAACGAAUCAGUUCAGAAGAGAAUCGUCUCUCCAAACAAGAACAGCAGCUUACCUCUCACAAGCACCAGGAGCUAGACUGCUUCGCAUUUCAUCUCGAGGAUGUUAAAUCGUUCAGUUUGGUUUCUGGCAUGGUAAGGGGAUCGUCGUCUUACCAGCCCAGCCUCUUAUCAGUUGCGUCUGGGAACUCGGGUCAUGUCACCAGGCUGGGAACCAGGCUUAUUCAAACGAGGGCUCAGCUCGCGAAACUUACUGCCGAAGCUGAUGGCAUUCAACGCGUGGCGUGGAGUGAUCUGCCUAUCAGACAGGUUGCUCACAAUUUGGCACGAGCGAUUGAGGCGACGAUGGACUUGAUAUCAACUUGGCAGCAUGUGUCAAAAGACGUGGACAGCUUUGACCUUGAAUUCGUGUGCCAGUCUCAUCAUAAAUUCAUUGCUCCAAACAUUGAAAGCUACGCAAUCAACCUUGAAAGAACAGACGAUACACCGCAGUGGCGAGUUCAGGAAAACGAGCUGGAGGCGGUAUUGGGGCUAUGGACGUGGUCCCUACUGACUUCUAAUCCAGAUUGGCUGCAAGGCGGACUUGGUAGACUUGCUGGCCUAAGCGAGUCCGAGGCCAAAGAAGAAGACACUGAUCUUUACUUUCAUAAAUGGAUUUUCCGCCAGAAGGAAGCAAGGAUGGUUUCCUCCAAGAUGAUCUGUCUACCUCAACGCAUGUUCGGUUAUUAUGCAGAUGAAUAUCUCGAGGAGAAAGAGAUCCUGGUUGUGAAGACUGAUAACCGCCUAGAAACCAUGGCUGCUCAGGAUAUUUACGUUCAAUUUAUAAAGAGUGUCGUGGGCGGCGUGACGGAGCUUGGUGGUGACACUACCAUACUCCCCUGUUCCCAGAACGGGUACGUUGCGCAUAACAGUCGUCUCGAUGACCUUGUGAGCUGUUUCGAAUCAAGCAACUUGGGCUCUAGAGAAGAUGCACUGUUGUGUAUAGUACCCGUUUUGAAACAUAGAGAUCUUUUACCAAGACUUUCUGGAAAUUCAAGCGUCGUUAGGGCUCGCCUAGAAGAGCUUAUAGCCAGCGGAAGCUGGAGGGAGGCAUUUGGGGUUCUAUGGUGGCUCUGUGAGCGGAGUGAGGGAGCCGAAUUCGAUCAUUCUAUGUUUGCGCUCGGUUACCUUUGCCGUCGGGCAAUGUUAGAUACCGAUCCGGAUGUGCAAACAGAAGGAUGCAAUUACGCAUACCGCGCCAUAGAGACUGAUCCAAGAACAAGGUUUAUCAAAAACCUCAGGAAUAACCGUCCAGCAGGCUGGAUGGACGCAAAUAAAAGACCGGAAAAUUGGAAUGCGUUUUCCCUUCAGCUUGGAUGGAUUAUGUGGCACACUGCACAGAGACAUAGCGAUCGAGGCACCAUUCAACAAACACUCGAGUCACUGGGCAUCAAUGAAAACUCAGUAACAGCAGCUAAGGCAAACAAUGAUGAGGAUCAGGGAAGGAUGGGUGAGCAGGCAGUCCUUCAGUGGUUGACAAAGGGCGAAGAAGCAUUUCUUGGUUACGAGUUACAUCGAAUAGAGGGCCAUCUAGCACUGGAUUGGGUGUGUCAAAAUGGCCACCAUGCACUUCUCAACUGGCUUAUCGUGAGAUGGGCCGAAUAUGACCGACAGUGCCCAGGGUUCAUCUACAACAUCCUCUCAUGGGCCGCUAAAGGAGGAUAUGGAUCGGCGAUUGCUUUAUUACGCCAACACGGGGUGGACCUCGACAUGCAAGAACUGUCGGAAGAGAGUUUGGCCCCAUUGAUCCGUGAAUGUGCACUGUUGAGAGAAACACCAUUGAUGACCGCCAGCCAUGUGGGAGACUUGGUUUCUCUGCUUCUACGCAGGGGUGCGAAUGUGAAUGCUCGGAGUAACGGCGGACAAACGCCUUUCUUAUUUGCUACAGCCGGGAAUCAUGUUGCUGUAGCCCAGAUACUUUUGGACCAUGGUGCUAAAAUCAACUUAAGCAACAACGAGGGAGUUACCGCUGCGGUGUGUGCAGUAUCAGAAAACCAUAUCGAAAUGGUAAAAUAUUUACUCUCCGAAGGAGCUCACGUCACGAAACUUCUACUAACCUCUGGAGCUGGAACCGAUAUCCACGAAAGGAUGUUGAGCGGAAUGACAGCUUUUGAAUGGGCGCGAAAGUCUUAUCAAACAGAAUGUGUCCAACUUCUUAAGGCGGCGUUUUCAAGGAGUUUAAAAAAUACAUUUCUUUUUUUUUCUUCAAUGGACAUAGAUCUUUCUCCCUGA
Messenger RNA from Aspergillus alliaceus, 3396 nucleotides. RefSeq names its product ankyrin repeat domain-containing protein. Gene Ontology annotation, cellular component: cytoplasm; nucleus. The transcript has 5 exons. Gene Ontology annotation, molecular function: protein binding. The record is from RefSeq and is a predicted model, not a curated record. Bases 13 to 3396 code for a protein of 1127 amino acids. Lineage: Eukaryota; Fungi; Ascomycota; Eurotiomycetes; Eurotiales; Aspergillaceae.